AUGAAGGAGAAGCGGUCGUGGCCCGAGCUGCUGCAGCGGUAUUCCGCCGACGAUCUGACGUACGAAACGGACCGGCAUGUUGCACUGGAAGGUGUUGUCGGCCAGAUAAAGACAACCAUGGAAGGGUCCUACCAUUUUGGAGUCUGGACACAUAUACCUGAGUUGCUACUGUGGGUGAUGGGUGGGCCAGAGUACGACUUCAAAGGUCCAGAGGCGCCGUCUUGGAGCUUUGCGGCCAGGUGCGGAUCGAAGUUUUACUGGCAGACUAUGGUGCAGUUUGGCUUUAACCUGACCGCGGUAUAUCACAUAGAAGGCGGUCUUCGAAUCGAUGAGACGGGAGUCUUGAGUACCACUGCACCAGUAGCAUCGCUCGUAGCAACAGAGACGAGUCGAAACUGGAUCGCCGCCCAGAACUACGUUCCAUGGGCAUGCUCUCUGAUUCCCGAAUCCGCACUGCUGUACUUUGCGCACUCAACAAGCCGCCCUGUGCUCUUUCUCUUCGACCCCGGAAAUCCUAACCGCGAGACUGCUAUUGGACUCGUGAGCCUAGACGAUUCUGUAAUUCCUGAUUGCGUGGCCACAACCAGUCACGUGCAAUGCGUUCUCCUGUCUUCCUGCGAGCGGCUUUGUCAUAUGUUCGACCGCAAAUUGGCACCGAUCAUGGAGAAAAAAAGCCUCUUGCUCUUCGAUGAUAGUGACGGAAGCAAUGUCCUGCCUUCACCUCUCCCUAACGUAAUGCCGUCUCCUCAGUAUCUAGAAAACCCAGUCCCGAAUUUCGAUUUACCUGAGCGAUUCGAGGACAUGAUUUUGCCUGAGCUGCUGAAGUAUAAUUUCAUAUUUGAUACGAGUAGGUUCGGAGACGAAGCGAAGGUAAGUGUGAUAUUGGGAAAGGGUAUGUUGGGUUAUGUUGGUGAGCGAGGUAGAAGGAAAGCAGGGGUUCUGGAAAAGGAUUGGAAUGGGUAUCUUGGGGGUGGCGCCAGGAGACUUGGGGUUUAA
Bipolaris victoriae FI3 is the source of this 996-nucleotide messenger RNA. RefSeq lists its product as hypothetical. The record is from RefSeq and is a predicted model, not a curated record. The transcript has 2 exons. NCBI's taxonomy places the organism in Eukaryota, Fungi, Ascomycota, Dothideomycetes, Pleosporales, Pleosporaceae. The coding region runs from base 1 to 996 and encodes 331 amino acids.